AUGGAAAAUCCUCAAGUCAUUACUGAAUUUAAGUUCCCUAAAAUACAUACGUUCCCUCCUUUAUAUACCAAGCAACCAAAUCAAACAAUACAACAACAACAAUUAGAAUCAUGGAAUAAUAUAAUUCUACAAUAUUGUGAAUACUAUAAAAUAACUUCAUUAACAUUAGAUGGAGUGCCGAAAAAUUCUCAAAUUUCAUCAAUAGAUAUUUCAAACCUACCGUUACUAUUCAACAAUAAAUCAAUAAAUAGACAAGUCAAUUCAGAAUUUAAGAAUUUAAUAAUUAAUAAUUUAAUACAUUCCAAAAAGGCAGAAUAUAUAAAUCAUAAGAAACCAGAUUUGGGAAUUUUCAUAUAUUGGAGAAGUCUUACAGAAUGGGGUAAUAUAAUUUAUGAAUAUAUAAGUAAUACUGGUCAAAAGGGGACAGUUCUAACAUUAUAUGAAUUAACUAAAAAUGAUGAUGAUGAAUUACAAAAUGGUGGAUUACCUCAAGAUUUAAAAAAUUUGGAUGAAUCUUUAUUGAUUAAAGUUAUAAAAGAAUAUUUGAUUAAACAAGGUAAAGCUCAAUUAUUAAUGAAUGAAAAUAAUGAAAUUGGUGGAGUCAAGAUCGUAUGA
Messenger RNA from Lodderomyces jiufengensis, 615 nucleotides. RefSeq names its product ESCRT-II subunit protein. NCBI's taxonomy places the organism in Eukaryota, Fungi, Ascomycota, Pichiomycetes, Serinales, Debaryomycetaceae. The transcript has a single exon. Gene Ontology annotation, cellular component: ESCRT II complex. The record is from RefSeq and is a predicted model, not a curated record. Gene Ontology annotation, biological process: protein transport to vacuole involved in ubiquitin-dependent protein catabolic process via the multivesicular body sorting pathway. Bases 1 to 615 code for a protein of 204 amino acids. Gene Ontology annotation, molecular function: structural molecule activity; protein homodimerization activity.